Molecule: messenger RNA, 2033 nt
Organism: Melopsittacus undulatus (budgerigar)
Lineage: Eukaryota; Metazoa; Chordata; Aves; Psittaciformes; Psittaculidae
Gene: NTPCR
Product: nucleoside-triphosphatase, cancer-related
Exons: 5
Coding region: 85-657 (190 amino acids)
Molecular function (GO): ATP hydrolysis activity
Source: RefSeq, a predicted model, not a curated record
GCGAGGGGCGGUGCAGCUCGUCACUCCCGCCAGCCGGGCCGCGUCUGGUGCGGAGGAGGUGGAGCAUGUUCUGCAGCUUCCGCCAUGGCCAAGCACGUUUUUCUUACGGGACCCCCAGGGGUUGGAAAGACUACUUUGAUCCAGAAAGUCACUCAAGCUCUAAAAUCUGCAGGCACUUCCAUUGAUGGAUUUUACACAGAGGAAGUUAGAGAAGGUGGCAGGAGAACAGGAUUUGAUGUUGUCACUUUGUCUGGAAAACGAGGACCAUUAUCUAGAGUCAGUUCUGAUUCUUCUGCUUCAAGACGUGAAUAUCGGGUUGGACAGUAUGUUGUAGAUGUUGUUUCAUUUGAGCAGUUGGUUCUACCUAUGCUGAGAAAUGUAAACCAUGGCAGUGAUGCAGAGAAAAAAGUUUACGUCAUAGAUGAGGUUGGUAAAAUGGAACUCUUCAGCCAGGCUUUUAUUCAAACUGUUCGUCAAACGCUCGCCUGCUCAGGGACUGUGGUGCUUGGAACUAUUCCAGUACCUAAGGGAAAGCCACUGGAUCUUGUUGAAGAAAUAAGAAAUAGAAAAGAUGUUAAAGUGUUCAAUGUUACUAAAGAAAACAGAAACAGCAUUUUUCAAGAUAUCUUGGCAGCUGUUGAAUCCUGCAGAAAAUGAAGACAUUUUGUUGCCUAUAAACACUAAAGCUUUUAUUUCAACAAAACAUUACAAGGUUUUGUGGAUGUUCUAGUCUGUCCUUCCUGCUUUAGUCCCUGGAGGCUCUACUGGAGCAAAGUAAAGCUGGUAAUGCUCUAAAAUGUGAAAAUGAGCUAGCAGGCUUCUUGUUUAUUCAGUUUACAAGCUGAUCCAUUCAAAAAUUUGAACAGAUGCGUAGUUAAUAUCCUGUUCUGAUCUGGGUAUUUGGAAGUUAGGUGGUCUGACUCUCAUUCUAGUUACACCAUGCAAAAGCAUCUUAGUCUUUCAGAGUGUGGUGUGGUGUGUUCUGCUAGAUAGCAAUUCAGCAUGGGGAACUUCGACCUGGUAUAACAAAACAGAGCCCUGCCCAAGAUGUACGUGCACUCUGCCUGGUUUAUGUAGAAGUAUCUUUGCUGCCAGUGACCCAGCUCAUGUGUUUCCAAGUGUGAUUCAACAUGGGUGCUGACUAUUAAUGAGGUAAAAGGAAUAAGCAGGUGCUUUCCUUGUGGUCUUUCCAGUUCAAGGAAAAUUCCUGUAGUCCUAACUAAGUGACAUUAACAGAAUUCUGCAUGAGGAGGAAAAAUAACCAGUGUUGCCCUCUCCCAAGUACUGUAAACCCAGAGAGUAAUUGAUAAGAGGGCUUCAUUUUGGAUUUAUUUUCAAGUUUCUGAUGGCAGUCGUGCCUUGCACCUACUUAAAAAAGUUGCAUAUGUAAAUCUUCAAGUCCAUGAAGUUCAGUCAAAUCUCAACUUGUGUUUUCAUGUAGAGUUUAUUAAGUAGGGAUUGACUUAACAGUAUAUUAAAUAACCUCAUUUGUCUAUAUAGGUUUUACAAUCUGUUAUGUUUAUUGAUACUUUUUGUUUGGUGUUUUUUUUCUUAUUCAAUUCUGUACAAUGUUAAUGAUGAAAUAAGAAGUGUUUCAGCAUAUUAGACAAUGUGUUUCCCUAUGAGUUGUGCAGAUGUCUUCAGGAAAAAUGCUACCACUUAAUCAGUUUCAUGUGUUGUGAAAGCAGAAUUCCUUCCCAGGUGCACGCUUUUUCAUUGCACAGUUUAUAAUCAUCUCUGGCUGUAAAAAGUUGUUGAGAAUUUAGUUGUUCUUUUUUUCUGUUCUGCUCAACAACUGUUAAAAUAAGCAAGACUAUUUAAAGGCAUUUUCAAAUGUCGUUUUAGUUAUUUGUUUCUGUAAAACUGACACCCAGAGUUUUGAGGGGACUAGAUGGGAACAGGCAUUUUUACAGGUGUUCGGGAAACAGCUUGGAGCAUGGAGGGAAUGUCCUUUUUAUUUCCCAUAUUCAGAACAAGGGCCUGUACAAACUGUUGCUCUCCAGAUGGUAGGAAGUAAAUGCCAUGUUAAAGGA